AUCGGUAUAGCAUUAUCUUUUAUAAAAAAAAGUACACAAGCUGCUAUAAUGGCCUAAUACUCCCAAAACAACAGACAAUUCCAAACCCAUCAUUAAAAUACUAGCUCCCAAUCCAAACACAGGGAAAGCGAUUUCAGAAUCUUCUCUCCGCUUCAAAGCUUCAACAAAUCUCCUCUGUUUUCCCCUGUUUCACCUCUUUCCAUCCCAAUGACGCAGCAAGAGAGAUGGGUUGUUGCCAAUGCUAUGAUAUCGGCAGUCUUCUUUGCUCUAUCAAUGGCGACCUUAACAGAGUCGACCCGCCAAGCCGAUAAGAUCACGACCCUACCGGGCCAGCCAGCGGUCCGGUUCAACCAAUACUCGGGUUACGUCACAGUCGACAAGAUGCAGGGGAGGGCUCUGUUUUACUACUUCGUCGAAGCGGAGACCGAGCCGGGCUCCAAGCCUCUCGUUCUCUGGUUGAAUGGAGGGCCUGGGUGUUCUUCAGUGGGAGCUGGAGCUUUCUGCGAGCACGGUCCGUUUAAACCGAGUGGAGAUGUUCUGCUACAAAACAAUUACAGCUGGAACAAAGUGCGGUGGAUUAAGGUUGUACUGAUUUGGAAUUGGUGCAGAGGCAAAUAUGCUGUACUUGGAAUCCCCAGCGGGCGUUGGGUUCUCUUACUCAGCCAAUGCAUCUUUCUACGACUCUGUAAAUGAUAAAAUCACAGGUUAAACUACAGUUUCAAUUCAAAAUAUUCUACUGCUACCUUUUCCGGUACAAUUUUCGGUGCGGUUUAACAAUGAUUGAGUUUUAUCUUUUGUUUGCGGAGUGCAGCUGAGGACAAUCUGGGGUUUUUGAAGGGAUGGUUGGCCAAGUUCCCAGAAUACAGGGGACGAGAUUUCUUCAUAACCGGAGAGAGUUAUGCUGGUCACUACGUUCCACAGCUUGCCCAACUGAUUGUGAAAUCCAAGCCACCCAUCAAUCUCAAAGGAAUUGCAAUUGGGAAUCCUCUGUUGGACUUCAACACGGACUUCAACUCAAGAGCAGAGUACUUCUGGUCUCAUGGAUUAAUCUCGGAUGCAACCUUGGACAUCUUUAACACAGUCUGCAACUACUCCCAGAUAAGAAGACAACUGCAGAGAGGGUUUCUCACGCCAGAGUGUUUCCGGGUCAACAGCCAUGCCUCCCUCGAAAUCGGCAAGUUCGUGGACGCCUAUGAUGUCACUCUCGACGUCUGUUUGUCUUCCAUCCAGUCACAAUCCCAUGUCCUCGAGCGGGCUGCUGCUGCAGGAGUAGGGGAAAUUGAUGUGUGCGUGGAGGACGAGACGAUUCGGUAUCUGAACAGGAAAGAUGUGCAGAAGGCUUUCCAUGGGAGGCUUGUUGGAGUCCGGACGUGGAGCACCUGCAGCGAUGUGGUGAGAUAUGAAAUGGACAACUUGGAGGUACCAACGACUCCUAUUCUUGGCCAGCUUCUCAAGUCUGGCCUCAAGGUUCUGGUUUACAGUGGAGAUCAAGAUUCAGUGAUCCCAUUGAUAGGGACAAGGAAGCUUGUGAAUGGACUGGCCAAGGAAAUGGGCCUCAACACCACAGUGCCUUACAGCUCCUGGUUUCAGGGCAGACAGGUUGGAGGGUGGACGCAAGUGUACGGCGACGCGUUGAGCUUCGCAACCAUUAGAGGAGCAUCCCACGAAGCUCCAUUUUCGCAACCAGAGAGAUCGCUGGAGCUGUUCAGGGCGUUUCUGGGUGGAACUCCUUUGCCAGCCCACAGUACCGUUGCUUAUUGAUCGCUACUACUCUGUAUAAUUGACAAAAACAACGCAAUUCAGUUGUUUACAAAAAGAUUGGGGAAGAGAAAGAGAAGGAUAGGAUCACAGUUAAGUACUGUGUUUCUUUCCCGUUGGCUUCCAUCACUCAUAUUACUUGUUGGUUACACACCAAGGUUGUCAACCCGUGGGUUGACCCGGACCCGGUCGAGCUAGUGGGUCAAGGGUUAAUGGGUCAACCGUUUUAGCCCGGUUUGGCCCGGAAAUAUAGAAAGAGUCAUUAUAUUGCACUUAUCCUCAUAAAUUAUAUCAAAUCUUAUCUAACAUAUGAG
Molecule: messenger RNA, 2072 nt
Organism: Linum tenue
Lineage: Eukaryota; Viridiplantae; Streptophyta; Magnoliopsida; Malpighiales; Linaceae
Source: the annotation of a GenBank genome assembly